Molecule: messenger RNA, 1521 nt
Organism: Mucor mucedo
Lineage: Eukaryota; Fungi; Mucoromycota; Mucoromycetes; Mucorales; Mucoraceae
Exons: 2
Coding region: 1-1521 (506 amino acids)
Biological process (GO): protein ubiquitination; ubiquitin-dependent protein catabolic process; negative regulation of septation initiation signaling
Cellular component (GO): mitotic spindle pole body; ubiquitin ligase complex; cytosol
Molecular function (GO): protein binding; ubiquitin protein ligase activity
Source: RefSeq, a predicted model, not a curated record
AUGCCUCGCAAUAGAAGCUUAUCUGCCUCAAGUAAUCCUGCACCUCCUUUAAUAUCUCGAGGUUUUGCUAGUCUUCGACGUGCUCAUCGGCGCCUAUCCAAUUCAUCACCUACUUCGCCUAUUAUAGCACCAUCGGGUGAUACAACCACUGUACCCCCACUUGAUGUGAACACAACCGAGGCAUCCGUCACUCGUCCAAAUGGUGGUGAUGGUGAUCAUGAAGCCGUCAUCACCCAUCCUCGAAUUAGACUAGUUCCCAACGUUGGUCUGUCAAAUCGAAGUUUUGUAUUUGAUAUAAUUGAUAGAGAACUUCAACCAGGACUUGUUUAUCGCAUUGGUCGUUUUUCAGAUAGAAGCAUUGUAUCCGAAAGAUUGUCAUUUAAAAGUAAAGUCGUAAGUCGUAAUCAUGCUGAAAUUUGGACCGAGCAGAGAAAGAUUUUUAUUCGUGAUAUUGGGUCAUCCAGCGGUACAUUUUUAAAUCGCUGUAGACUUAGCCCGCCAAAUCAUGUUAGUGAACCGUAUGAAUUAAAAGACGGCGAUACGAUCCAAUUAGGUGUUGACUACCAGGGUGGAGUGGAAUCAAUCUAUAGAGCAGUUAGAAUACGUGUCGAAAUUAAUCGUCAGAUUCAAAACCCCAACAGUCCAUUCGCAAGAACCGCAUUUCAACAAUUACGUAACCAUUUAAUUGGAUCACCUAUCAACAACAUCACUCCUUCAUCAGACGCAACUGCCUCACCAACUGCACCAACAGUACCAACAACAGAUCUUGGUCUUCAUAGAGAACCAACAAAAGUUCACGAGCAUUCAGCUGAUAUCGCUGCUCCUGACUCUCCAAAGCAAGUGCCGUUAUCGGAUUUAAUGAGUCGUCAUCACAUUACAGAGAUGGAUCGAGCGGAUAUUCAAGAAUGCUGUAUCUGUCUUUAUGCCAUUGCUCCUUUUCAAGCUUUAUUUAUCGCUCCUUGUUCCCAUAUUUUCCAUUUUAAAUGCCUUCGCCCCAUUGUAUUCCAGAAUUACCCAGGCUUUUCAUGUCCGCUCUGUCGAAACUAUUUUGAUUUGGAAGCUAGUGUAGCAGUUGAAGUCGAUGAAGUAUUAGAAGCCAUCAGUAUUGCGAAAGAACAACAAAAACAGGAACAAUCCACCGGACAAGUAUUAUCACCUAUCGAUACUGUACCAGAAGUCAAUGAGGAUGAAGAAAGAGAGCAUGAUGAUACCAAUCGGUUGGAUGUAACGGCAGAGAGUUCUUUACAUCCGAGCAGUAAUCAUUCUGAGCAAAGUGAUAAUGAUGAAGAGCAGAUAAGAGAUUUAAAAAAUCGCUCAGGUUCUCCCGCAGCUUGUGCUAAUAAUGACGAGAAUACUUCCCAACCGCAAGCGAUAGAAGCAAAUGACAACCAUGCUUCUCCAGCACAUACUAGAUUAACUAGAAGUAAUGAAGCAUUACUGUCUACAACACUUGUGGGAUCUCCCGCAUUUCAAAAUAGCCCGUUAGUAGCUCAGAAUAAUAACAGUAAUGCUAUAUCAUAG